This is a messenger RNA of Microcebus murinus (gray mouse lemur), 11446 nucleotides long. It is a transcript of the gene KCNB1, whose product is annotated as potassium voltage-gated channel subfamily B member 1. Gene Ontology annotation, biological process: potassium ion transmembrane transport; action potential; protein homooligomerization. The record is from RefSeq and is a predicted model, not a curated record. Gene Ontology annotation, molecular function: protein binding; delayed rectifier potassium channel activity. NCBI's taxonomy places the organism in Eukaryota, Metazoa, Chordata, Mammalia, Primates, Cheirogaleidae. Gene Ontology annotation, cellular component: dendrite membrane; axon; voltage-gated potassium channel complex.
AGGCGGCCGCCCUGGGGCCGUCGGGAUGGAGGUGAGAAGACGGCCGUGACGCGCGCCCGCGCGGUCCCCUGCACCCCCAGCAGCCCAUAGCGCUCCCUGCCCCCCUCCCCCGCAGCAGCGGGCCUUGCCGUGGAGUGACAGCGGCCUGGGGGGGCAGGGGGGGCGGGGGCGGCCGGACCAGCGAUGCCGGCGGGCAUGACGAAGCAUGGCUCGCGCUCCACCAGCUCGCUGCCGCCCGAGCCCAUGGAGAUCGUGCGCAGCAAGGCGUGCUCCCGGCGCGUCCGCCUCAACGUCGGGGGGCUGGCGCACGAGGUGCUCUGGCGCACCCUGGACCGCCUGCCCCGCACGCGGCUGGGCAAGCUCCGCGACUGCAACACGCACGACUCACUCCUCGAGGUGUGCGACGACUACAGCCUCGACGACAACGAGUACUUCUUUGACCGCCACCCGGGCGCCUUCACCUCCAUCCUCAACUUCUACCGCACCGGGAGGCUGCACAUGAUGGAGGAGAUGUGCGCGCUCAGCUUCAGCCAAGAGCUCGACUACUGGGGCAUCGACGAGAUCUACCUGGAGUCUUGCUGCCAGGCCCGCUACCACCAGAAGAAGGAGCAGAUGAACGAGGAGCUCAAGCGUGAGGCCGAGACCCUGCGGGAGCGGGAGGGCGAGGAGUUCGACAACACGUGCUGCGCAGAGAAGAGGAAGAAACUCUGGGACCUACUGGAGAAGCCCAAUUCCUCCGUGGCUGCCAAGAUCCUCGCCAUAAUCUCCAUCAUGUUCAUCGUCCUCUCCACCAUUGCCCUGUCCCUCAACACCCUGCCCGAGCUGCAGAGCCUGGAUGAGUUCGGCCAGACCACGGACAAUCCGCAGCUGGCCCACGUGGAGGCCGUGUGCAUUGCCUGGUUCACCAUGGAAUACCUGCUGCGGUUCCUCUCCUCGCCCAAGAAGUGGAAGUUCUUCAAGGGCCCGCUCAACGCCAUUGACUUGUUGGCCAUCCUGCCAUACUACGUCACCAUCUUCCUCACCGAAUCCAACAAGAGCGUGCUGCAGUUCCAGAACGUCCGCCGGGUGGUCCAGAUCUUCCGCAUCAUGCGUAUUCUCCGAAUCCUUAAGCUUGCGCGCCACUCCACCGGCCUCCAGUCUUUGGGCUUCACUCUGCGGAGGAGCUACAACGAGCUGGGCUUGCUCAUCCUCUUCCUCGCCAUGGGCAUCAUGAUCUUCUCCAGCCUUGUCUUCUUUGCCGAGAAGGAUGAGGAUGACACCAAGUUCAAAAGCAUCCCGGCCUCUUUCUGGUGGGCCACCAUCACCAUGACGACCGUUGGGUAUGGAGACAUCUACCCCAAGACUCUCCUGGGGAAAAUUGUUGGGGGGCUCUGCUGCAUCGCGGGAGUCCUGGUGAUUGCUCUCCCCAUCCCCAUCAUCGUCAAUAACUUCUCUGAGUUCUAUAAGGAGCAGAAGAGGCAGGAGAAAGCAAUCAAGCGAAGGGAGGCUCUGGAGAGAGCCAAGCGGAACGGCAGCAUCGUGUCCAUGAACAUGAAGGAUGCUUUCGCCCGGAGCAUCGAGAUGAUGGACAUCGUGGUUGAGAAAAAUGGGGAGAGUAUGAGUAAGAAGGAUAAAGUGCAAGAUAACCACUUGUCUCCCAACAAAUGGAAAUGGACAAAGAGGACACUGUCUGAAACCAGCUCAAGUAAGUCCUUUGAAACCAAGGAGCAGGGAUCCCCCGAGAAGGCCAGAUCAUCGUCUAGUCCUCAGCACCUGAACGUUCAGCAGUUGGAAGACAUGUACAAUAAGAUGGCCAAGACCCAAUCCCAGCCCAUCCUCAAUACCAAGGAGUCAGCAACACAGAGCAAACCAAAGGAAGAGCUUGAAAUGGAGAGUAUCCCCAGCCCUGUAGCCCCUCUGCCCACUCGCACAGAAGGGGUCAUUGACAUGCGAAGUAUGUCGAGCAUCGAUAGCUUCAUUAGUUGUGCCACAGACUUCCCUGAAGCCACCAGAUUCUCCCACAGCCCUUUGACAUCACUCCCCAGCAAGACUGGGGGCAGCAUGGCCCCAGAGGUGGGCUGGCGGGGAGCUCUGGGUGCCAGUGGUGGGAGGUUCAUAGAGGCCAACCCCACCCCCGAUGCCAGCCAUCACUCUAGUUUCUUCAUCGAGAGCCCCAAGAGUUCCAUGAAGACCAACAACCCCCUGAAGCUCCGAGCACUUAAAGUCAACUUCAUGGAGGGCGACCCCAGUCCAUUACUCCCCACUCUGGGGAUGUACCAUGACCCCCUUAGGAACCGGGGGGGUGCUACAGCUGCUGUUGCUGGGCUGGAGUGUGCCACACUCUUGGACAAGCCUGUGCUGAGCCCAGAGUCCUCCAUCUACACCACAGCAAGUGCUAGGACACCCCCCCGGUCACCCGAGAAACACACAGCAAUAGCAUUCAGCUUCGAGGCGGGAAUCCACCAGUACAUUGACGCAGACACAGACGAGGAGGGGCAGCUGCUCUACAGUGUGGACUCCAGCCCGCCCAAAAGCCUCCACGGGAGCACCAGCCCCAAGUUCAGUGUCGGGACAAGAUCAGACAAGAACCACUUUGAAAGCUCCCCCUUACCCACCUCCCCUAAGUUCUUAAGGCAGAACUGUAUUUACUCUACAGAAGCAUUGACUGGAAAAGGCCCCAGUGGUCAGGAGAAGUGCAAACUUGAGAACCACAUCUCCCCCGACGUCCGCGUGCUGCCGGGGCCAGGGGCCCACAGCAGCACGCAGGAUCAGGGCCUCUGACCUGCCCCGCCGUGGAGGAGAGACUUUGGGGCAAGAUCCAAAGAGGAGGGCUGUUCAGAAGAGCCACAGAGCUUUUCUUCAUGAACUCUGAAACAGAAAGGCCCUGCAAAGCCCCCAGACAGAAGAGAGACCCCAGAGAAGGCUCCCUAGGACCUUGAGAGCCAUGACAGAUUCCUCAGCAUGAAGUUGGCCAAGCCAUAGGGCACAGCACCUCCCUGUAACAAUUCUAUUGCCCUCUUUGGGAGAUGACAUGAGCAGAACUCGCAGCCACCACUACCACCAUUCUGGACAUAACCGAGGCCACCUACUCCCCAACCUUCUCGGAUGGCUUUCCGUCACAGCCUGGGAGGGCAGCGUUUCCAUCCCUCCCGACUUCAGCUGGAGAAGGGUGCCGGAACAAGAGGCUGGUGUCGAAAGAGUGGGUUGACCAGUUUGGUAUUGGGUGUUGCCCGGCCACCUCUAGGAACACCUGCCCAUCACGUCCUGGAUGGAUCCCACCGUCAGAAGGCUACAGAGAAUGCUUGUGUCACAGGGAAAUCUCUGCGCCACAAGCAAUGAUCCCAGCGCAAAACUCUUACUCAAAUGUCUUCAUUGACUUCGGUGUUCCAUAGUACCUGAGAUUUUAUAUUUUGAGAUAUCAUAGGUGAGUUGCACCACUUGUACUCAAUUCUAAUUGCCCCCUGGCGAUCUGGGAAGGGGUCAGAAGGCGGGCACUCAGCCAACAGUAUGAACUCGGAGUGUUGCUUUAGGGUUGUAGGAGGAAAACGCUUUCUGUAUAUCACUAGUGUAGACUCAAAAGAUAUGCAAGUGUCAAAUAUGCAAAAGAAAUAGCUUAUUCAAAGAGACUGUGUGUUCCUAAAGAACAGCAUAAAAAUCUGAUUUUUUUUUUUUUACCUGCGAAAAUGAAAGGAAAAAAAAUACCCAUAAUUGAAAUGCCCAGUUCAGACUUUGAGUACUUCCUGCUAUGGCAGGGAAAGCGCCUACUAUAAUAGAAAUUCUUCUUUGUUUCCUGUGGUUUUCAAGCUAAAAAAAAAAAAAUUAAAAUAAAAAGCACUUUAUGUUUUUAAAAAAUAGGUUCUACCAGGGACAGUGUCAACAUCUUGCACUUUAAAACAAGCAUUAUUUCCGUGGGCCACUUGUUGGGACUGUAGUUGGGUUGUUGCUACAAGCCUGUUUCUGGCCACGGUGGGUGAGAUUGUGCUGGCAUCACUGUCUGCCAUAUAAAAGUCUUUGGGCUCCUUUCCUGUCCCUCUGAAGCAUCCCCUUAACCCUCAUGGGUCAGGAGGGGUUCUUGGCCCUUGGGUGGGGCCUCUCAUAAAGUCAAAUGUACAGGAGACAUGCACAUCUCAGAAGGACAGUGACAGUUGGACAUUGGGUGUCUUACUCUGUUCCUUUUCUUGUCAACCAGCCAUUGGUGUGUUUUUAGUGUCACUGUCUGUACAAAAAAAGCUCAACUCUCCUUCCUGCAGCCAUCAAUGCAGCCGGUACAGACAAAAGCAAUAAGUAUGUGUGUGCAUCCUGAGCGGUUCUGGUGUUUUUCUUGAUGUUGGUCUUCCUGUCCUAGUUUGAUGAGCUGGCACUGUCCUGCCUGCUUUUGGUCCAACAGCAUGGUGUUGUUGGCAGUACAGUGACAUUGGGUUGAACCACUGAUUGAUACAAUGCUAUGGUGUUGGCUCAUCUGUCAGUAAAGAUAACAUGUUAUCGGUCUGCUUGUCUGCAGUACGAUGGAACAAUGUUGGUCUCCUUAUCAUGUUGAUGGAUGAUGUCCCAAGUACAAUAGUGUAGGUCUGCCUAUCCUCAAUACAGGAGCAGGCAUAUGUCUUCCCCAUGGAACAAGGACAUGCUGUUGGUUCACCUGUUCUCAAUAUCAUCUGCUGCUGGUCUGCCUAUUGGUACAACGGCAUGAUCCACCUGUUAGCACACAAAUAUCGUGGAGUUGUUCUGCCUGCCCUCUGUAUAAUGGCAUGAGAUUGGGCCACCUGUCACAGGUAUGAUGACACGGGGUCAUUCCACCACCAUCACAAAUGCUUGUUCUCUGCUGUAUACAAAUCCAGUUCAUACCACUUCUCAGCAUCUCCAGGGACUGUGGAUCCCCCAGGAGGGUUCAGUCCUGUUCUUAGGUAUCGUCAGAUACCUGCACAACAAAUGCGAAGGGACUCAGGGGCACGGAGAGUGUGAGAUCACCUGUGCCAGCUGGCACGCCCGAGGGAGGGAGCAGCGGCUCUUCCAGAAGGAGGGAACGCUGUGCCGAGCGCACAGUCUGGGCUGGGGCCUCCUGAGCAGCUACCGCGGAACGCUUCCCCGCCGGCCGUCCCGUGUAUCUCUCGUUUUCAUCACCGUCAGCGUCCGCCAUCAGCACAAAUGUGAAAAUUCAGGGAAAACAAACAAAUGCUUUUUGAUAAAAGUAAAUAGUUGUGAUUUCUGAUUCAGAUAUUUUUAGAGCUGAUGCUAUCUGUAAAAAUUAAUAACGAUAAUAAUAUAUAGUCUAUUUUACAUAUCAGGAAAGUGAAUAUGUUUAAAUAUAGCCAUAUAUAGUGAGAAGGAACUUACCACCCCUUCUUCAAAUCGAGGCAUUUCAUUUGUUGGUUGAAGCAGAUGAGAAGUGUACAGAUUGGAAAUUCUUUCUUUUUAUUAAAAAACUAAUAACCAAUUGGUGCAACUCUCCUUGUAACCAAAGGCCCUUUCUGCCUUGUGUGGUCGUGUAGGGCCUGGCCCUUCCUUCCUUGUGUACUUUGACCUUAAAGUAGCAUUUUAUUGAGUCACUUUUGAAGGACGAAUUCAGAAGUAUCAUUAAGAACCUACCUUUUCAGGCUUAAUAGCCAGAGUCCUAUAGAGUUCUUAUAGAAACAGAAUAAUUGAAAUUCAGCAUAUACUAUGCUUAGAAAGUAUCCGUUUUGGUUUGGUUUUGUUUGGUUUUGUUUUUUUUUUUUCCUCUAACUUAUGCGUGUAUGUAUCGUGGGAAUGUAGCUUUUACCCUGUGCUCAAUUCAAAAUAGAAUAUUGUUACGUUUUCCCAGCCCCCAUCCACCCAAAAGGGAACAUACCCAGGUUUGUAACACGUAUAUACCCAACCUGUACCUAGGUACAUGUAUGUACACGCACUGGGAAAUCUACCUAUGGGUCUCCACUGAGAAGUAAACUUGACAGACAGGCCUUGAAAGAGAAGAGGAAAGCAAUGGUUUGGAGGCAAAUACUGCUUUGACUUGGUGGUUCAUUUCCCACCCUUUCCUCAACCAACGAAAGCAGAAAGAAACAAAUCCACCCAAACAAAUGAUAUGGGGAGAACUGGAGGUGAAUGGAUGCUGGCCACUUUGGCGAAUUCAAGGAAACUCAUCAAGAACCCAGCCGAACUUGAGUUCCAACUUCCACCAUUAUCAGAAAGGGCUAGGGACCAGGUAGCUAUGUGUCCCAAUCACCUGGGCGAGAGUCUGCAACCCGUGGCGGGCGAGGUGGGCAAGCUUUGCAGGAGAGAGUGUGUUCACCUCUUUAUCUUUGGGCAAAAGAAAACAACAGGACUUUGGUGCAGUAGAUUUCGCAGUGCCUUCUUUAGGAAUUCUAUCUUAAGCACACUUUAAAGGGGAAGAAAAAAGAGGAGAGAACGUUUGUUCCUGUGAAGUCCCUUUCUCAAAAGGACUGGGGAUGAAGAAUGAAGAAGAAGAAGAGUAAGAAGGGGACACAGCAAAAAUCCCGAGAAGGUCAUUUCCCUUCAACUCCCCCAGCUUGCCCCCGAGCACGGCUGGUGACGCGAACUUUUGUGAACUGACUCCCAACAACUUCUCCACUGUGUCUUGGUAACUGUAGCUGCCCUUUCUCCUAAUAAUAAGAUCCGUGUUUCUACGGAGAAAAACAAAACAGUAUUCUCUUCUGUAAAACUGUAAUGUAUUGUUGAUAUUUGUAACUACUGUAUAUUUCUGUCUUGCUCCAGUUACUAGGCUGGAGUGUCCACGGACAAGGGGAUGUUUAAAAUUCACCACGGACAAGGGCCACCAAAGCCAGGUCUCUAUCUCUCUCCUUUCCUUAUUUCUCUGCCAACUAGUCUCGAGUAACAUAACCCCAGGCUUUUCGGUCUCAAGUCAAGAAACUUGGAAUCAAGGAGGGCCAGGCAAACAGCCCCCCAGGACACCCGCCUCUGGGAAUGGACUUUUUCUGCAGCUGCCAAGUGGGCAAAAGGAAGAAGAGGGCUCCCGAGCUGGUGUUUCCUCCCGAGCUGGUGUCUCCUCACCCACCACUGCCUGCAGGAAGGACAGCAUCCCAGUGCUUCCCCGUCACUCAGCCCAGGCGGCCCAAACCAGCCCUGGCCACACCCAGAAAUAAGAGUUACCUCUGCAUUUUCUGUUGCCAUUUUUUUUGGCUCUAGAAGUAUCUGAUGCGCGACUACGUCACAGGAUGUCCACGCAUCUCUCAGAGUAGUCUAUUUUUCUGUUCAGAUAAAUAUAUAUAUAUACAUGUAUUUUUAGCAAAUUUAUAAUAGGGCAAUCGAGUCUAAUUUCUUCUUUUGUAAUACAGAAUACUGUCUUAGGAGUUUCAUUGUCGGUCAUUCUCGUAGCUUUGAUAUUCUCUGGUCUUUUUCAUUUUCUCCCAUUGUCCCUUGGGCUGUUUUUUUUUUCUUUUCUUCCUUUUGAUUCUGAUUUCUUGGGAGUAGGGAGAGACUACUGGGGUCUGACCCCUACUGGGGUCUUUGGGGUCUGACUUCCUUGUGCAGGCAUUUCCUGACGCUGGGCCUAGGGUCUGUGGAUGCCGUACUUUCCUCAUUCGGUCUGUGUGUUUCUCCUAUUCGUUGUGCUUAAGAAUCCAGGGCGUGAAUGCAGGUGGGAGAGCAAGGGAAGCAGGGCUCCAGAUGGCCCUCCAGAGCAGCCUGCAUGUGGGCUGGCUCAGCUCAUACCCCACUCCCCCCCAGGGAUCUGAAGGGACUGAGCUUUCUCAUCCCUGGAGAUCUUGAAACCAAAAAUCUCAUGCAAGCGAACUUCCCGCUGCCAUUUCUGAGACCUAGAACCCACCCAAGUUCCUUUUGGCUGGGCUGUUCCCAUGUCCGGCACCCUGUAGAUCUGUAACAUCAAUCAGAUAGAAAGGCCAGAGCUUUUUCAGGUUCUUGCAAACCUCAGAAGAAUAUGCUGGGCCUCAGAUCUCAUUGACUUCUUAUCAGCUCCUCAUUUCAAUCCAUUCCUAACAGCUUCACCAAAAAACAAUGGCCAGACACCCUGGCAGCCAAGCCCUGAGAAAAGAUGUCCCCAGAAUCUGCUAGCUCAUCUCCCCUCCCUUUUCCUGUGGAGCUGCCUAGCUCCACAGAGCAAGCGAUGUGUGGCAAAGACAGUUGUACUUUUAUAGCUCCCACCUGUCCAAGCCUUGGGGCGUUUUCGGACUGUCCUGAUAAUUAAUUCCACAAGGCGGUUUUCAGCCUCGGGUGGGCAGAGGACAUCUCACUAACCAGUAUCUUCAGCAGAAAGCGAUUCUCCAUCCAUCAACUCACACAGGAAGAUGAAGAAAGGCCAGAUAAUCUCCAACUUGCACUCAUUUCAGUUUUGGUGUCCCAACUGCCUCCCCGACAGCUGUAGGGCUCUGGGCUCUGCCCAGAACCAGAGAUCUGAGCCAAACCAAGACCCCCAGGUGGCGGUGAACCAUCCCCCAUCAAAUAACUCUCAAGAGGAAUCCACCCCAAAUAAGAAUUUAUUAUUCUGGACUAUGACCCUAAUCAGAGUUUUCCCACCCCCCAAAUUCCUGGUAAUCUGGAUUGAACCAGAGCCACAUAAUACAGACAAGAUUUUUUAAAACUUUUGUGCAAGAGCAACAAAACCAAAAAAAAUUGUCUCCCAGUAACUUCCUAAGUUUGAUGUCCAGACAAGCAAACACCCUUGCUUGUGGCUAUUCUUAUCAAGAAAGAGGUUACAUAGUUUGGGUUUCCAUCCACUGUUCCUGAUUGUAUCUUAACCUGGAAUUUCUCCUGAACUUCCCCAAAUGCCAACUUGAAUUUGGAGGGGGCUCUGUUAAUCGAGGGAACCCUCAUCUUCACCUCUAACCCUGACUCUCCAUCUCUUUCUGCUAAGAUCCUGAACAUAUAUAAAGGCUGGCCAGGAUGGGGUGGAGCAAGACAGUUCACCUAAGGAAGAAACCACCCAGCUGCAGGCUGGCUGAAAUUGACAAUUUCAGCUCAAAUUAAAGAAGCCCAAGUCAAACAUCGAACCCAGUGGAACUUCCUUAUACUGCAGGUGUUUAAAGAGAGGCUAGAGGAUGUACAAAAUGGGCAUUGCACAGGGUCCCUAGAAUCGCAUGGAAACUGGACUGAACAAGGAAAUUCUCCCCCUUUGUUUCUUGGGGUGUGUGUUUGUGGGUGGGGGGUGGGGGAGGCUUUGGACAUUCUGGGCACAGGCUCAGCCACUGAGACAAAGGUGUGGAGCACAGUAAGGAACCCCACUUCCAGGCUUUGCAGCUGUCAGAGGGGGUACCCAAGAGUCGGGGUGGCAGCAGGACACCCUCCUUCCUCCCAGAACCUUGUCUUGGAAAAUUUUAAUGGCCCUCUCCCUAUUGAAAUCAUCCCCAGUGACUGACCGGGCACCACACUGGACUGAGACUCUUGCUUCCCAGGCCAGCCAAAGAGCAAUCCACGAAGCCCCGAUCGCCCGCUGGCUGUCCUUCGGUGCUCUAGCCCUUCUGCCCAGACCCUGCGCCCUCAGGAGCCUGAGGCUUUCUGUACAAGAGACGCAAUUAUCUGUUACCCAUUAGCCAGCCCAGUGAACAACUGCCCAGGCCAUAGUGAAUGGCACCAUUCCAAAAGGGCUUUUUUUUUUUUUUUCUGGUAAAUAAAAUAGGAGAUUCCAUUCAAGACCUUUGAAAGUCCCCAGCCAUGAAGUAAAUCCCAAAAGGCCAAAAGGGAGAGGCAGCCAUAAUCCAGUUUCACAGCAAAGCAAGGCUUUGGCUGCCUCCAAGCAGAACGUCCACUCACCCACGUCUGUGACAUCCUCCCCACAUCAGCCCGGAUCCUGCAUCCUCCAAGGGAAGCAUUUGACGAGAGCGGUUUUGUGUGUGGUGGGUUUGGAGGAACCUCAAACCCUUCAACUUCAGGGUGAAGCCAAGUCCAGGUGGUCUGGGUGGUUUUAUUAUGAGGUUUGGUGGGAUGAUGUGUUUGGAUGGGCAGACCGGGCAACUGCCUUCUUCCAAAACCAAAAUAAAACAAAACUCAGUUUCCAAGAUUCCCCCUCUAGAAGCUCUGGCCUGCAGACAUAGCUCAAGCUGCAAUAACGCAAAGGGUAUUGGACAGUCCGUGAAAAUGUAGGACACUCCCCAUCCCGUCCCAUCGGAAUGCCCGCAAGGACAUGCAUGGAUCCUCCUGCACAUCCUGCUUCCAUGAGCUGAACCAGGUUUGGAAAGAAGGUGGUAGCACAGGAGAAGAGACCCAAAAAACCCUGUCUUCUCCGUGGCUUGGCUCAUGGCCCCCUAGCUCCACUAGGGUUUGGGGCUCCCUCCUGGAUGAGCUGGACAUCGGAGAGCUGGGUGUGCCUGAGUGCAGGGGACGAGAGGGACCCGUGGCCGCUGGGCCGGGCAGCUAGCCACUUUGCUCUCCACAUCUAUUUUGAUUUCAGUCCAAGGUCUAGAGCUGGGAACCCCGUUUCUGCACCAGAAAUUCAGGGUCAUCCCCAAUGCAUGCCCUUGGCACAUAGUGGUCGUCCGGCCUGUGUUUUCUGAGUGAGCGGAUGUGAGAAUGGCCUCUGAGGGAACAGGUGGCUGUGUGGUGAACAGGGGACUUGUGAGUUCUCACCUGGCUUGCGGUGCCGCUCGCUGGGAGGGGAGGAGAAAGGGGGCACCCCUCUCCCACUGAAGCCCAUAACUGCUCCAUCAGCGCCAUCUGUUCUUUGACUCAAUCUGGGGCCAAGGUGACACCCAAAUUUGACACUUGCAGGCCUGCUCAGAGCCACACUUCUGGGGCCCGUGGGACAGCCCCGCCUCCUUCCUACUCCCCUGCCCUGCAUUGUUCCGGCUCAUGUUCUAGUUUAGCUCACACGUGGCCCAUGGGGAGACCACCAAGUGGCUUUCCAGUGGGCUAAGUGAACAGUCCAAAGUCCGGGCUUCCCUUGGUCUGGGGCUUGCUGGGGCAGGAACUUUGGAGCCAGCAUCUGGAAACUGGAUUGCAUUCCCUGAGCCGUGGGAGCCCAGCUGCAUACGAGGGCCCGCCUGUCCUCCAGCUUUUAGGGCCAGUGGUCUCCUUUCUUCUGAGCCCCGAGGACCCCCAUGACAGUAUGUGCCCUGAUCCCGUCAGCUUAGGCCCUGUCUCUCCCAGGAACCCGUGGUGUGAGGUUGGGGCUUUUCUGCCAGCAAAGCCAUUCUGAUCACCCCACCCUUGAUGGGGGCCGAGCCAACCACAUUAGCCAUAAAUGACCAAUGUCCUCAGCCGCUUUUUUCUCGGGGGCGUGUUCAUGGGUCUUGUUCAUCUCUCGUCAGUUGACGUCUCUAGUCCUUCCUGUAAAGGUGAAAAUGAGCAUUACGUGUGCACGCGUACACACGCACACACACACGCACACACACAGAAACCAAACAACAAAAAACCCAGUGUCUUUUAUGCAUGUAGUGAGAUGAAAUUGUGAUCCUUGUGUGACCUCCAGCUGCUGUCCUGUCUUGUAAAAUACGUCCAAAUGUUUAAGAAUUUCUAAGCAAAUGGUCCCUUAAUGAAGUCUGCAGAGUUCAAUAAAAGGUAUGGA